This is a messenger RNA of Stomoxys calcitrans (stable fly), 2097 nucleotides long. RefSeq names its product H/ACA ribonucleoprotein complex non-core subunit NAF1. Gene Ontology annotation, molecular function: RNA binding. Gene Ontology annotation, cellular component: sno(s)RNA-containing ribonucleoprotein complex. NCBI's taxonomy places the organism in Eukaryota, Metazoa, Arthropoda, Insecta, Diptera, Muscidae. The record is from RefSeq and is a predicted model, not a curated record. The transcript is spliced from 2 exons. Gene Ontology annotation, biological process: pseudouridine synthesis; ribosome biogenesis; box H/ACA snoRNP assembly. The coding region runs from base 76 to 1890 and encodes 604 amino acids.
UUUUUUAUUUGUUUGAAAACAGUCGAAUGGUAUUUGAAAAAAGAACGUUAACAUAAUUAGUUAUUAAAAAAGAUCAUGGAAAGUUCAGGGGAUCAUACUUUGAACAGAGAAACUGCUAGCGAUAGCUCUUCAGGAUUUGGAGAGAUUGAAGUAGCAGCCCCGUUGGAGCAAAUAGAAGGCAAUGAGAAAUCCUGCCACCAUGAAGAUGUCACUAAGGUAAAGGAACCAAUAACAAUAUUGAGUGUGGAGGUAAUGCCUUCGGGAUCAGCAGAUAUUAGAGAAAUUUGUUCAAAUACAUCAACUGAUAAUGUAAAUCAGCACGAGGUUUUGAAUGACAAUGGAAUCAUAGAUUUCAACCAAUAUGUUAUGGAAAAAGAUACUGAAACGCAAACAACAAAUAUUCAUACUGACAUGAAGGACAUCGCCGAUGAGACCUCCAUGCCACAAGAGGCAAUCAGUGAUCAUUUAAAUGACCCUAACGAUUCCAUUACGAGUGAUCCUAGGCAAAACGCAUCUAACCAAACUCAAUUUGGAAAAGAAACUAUUGCUGAUGAUAAUGUGCACUUGACUAGUCAAAAGUUUUGCUUGGAAACCAGUACAAAUACUCUGUCAACAACGGGUCUAAGCUUGCUAGCCCAAUAUGGGUCUGAUAAUGAUUCCGAAAGCGAAUCUGUGGUUGAAGUACCUCUGCCAGCAAAUCAAGAUUAUCGCAAUAAAAUAGUAGAGAUUGAUUCCGACUCCGAUUCAGAUUCCAGCACAAGCAGCGAUUCGGAUGUGGAAUAUCUUAAUGUUUUGCGCCAGAAAAUAGACAAACGUUUGAUGGCAGAUGUUGAAGACGAUGAUGAGGAAGAUGAAGAAGGCGAUAAUGAAAACGGCAAAGAUAGAAGAAAGCCUAAGCCUAAAGUAAGAGCCAAGGGUGAGUUACUUAUUGAAGACCUGCCACCCAUACACGACUUGCAAAUAACAGUGACAGAAGAUGAAUGCAUUGAACUUGGAAAGAUACACUCAAUUGUUGAUCAAUUGGUUUUGGUAAGUACUUUGCCCAAUUCAAUGUUGCUGGAUUUGGAGACAGUUUUAUUUUUGGAGAAAGGCCAAAAGGUUUUGGGUGAAGUAUUUGAUGUUUUAGGCCAAGUUGCUGACCCCUUGUACUGUGUGCGUUUUAAUUCAAACAGUCAAAUUAACGAAAAGAACAUUCAAAUUGGUGAUGUUGUAUAUGUGGCUCCCAAAAAGCAGUACACUCAGUUUAUUAUACUGUCUAGUCUAAUGAGUAUGAAAGGCUCAGAUGCUUCGUGGGAAAAUGAUAUUGAACCACCACCAAGAUAUCUGGACUAUUCUGAUGACGAACAAGAACAGUUGGCAAGAAGGCAGCUAAGAAACAAAAACAGACCCACAGAACAUGAAGAUGCAGAGAAACGUCCGCGUAAAGAUAAUGACGAAGGGCCACAAACUUCAAGUAAUAGAUCCCCUCAAGUUGGUCAAUAUAGAAAUCGCCAAUCGUUUACACGAGGAAGCGAGGAAUCAAAUCAAAAUCAUAAUUCCUAUGGAAGACCUCGUACCCCUCAACAUCAAUAUCGAGCUCCUAGUCGCAUGCAACCAAAUCAGUACAAUAAUCAUCCAAAUUCUUGGCAUUCCAAUUAUUAUCCUCAAAACUAUCCGAUGCCUGCAGCAAAUUAUGGAUAUCAAGCUUAUCCACCAAUGCCAGUACAGGGAUAUCCACAAGUACCUCCAAUGUAUCCCAUGGUACCUUAUCCACAAACUCAUCAUGCCAUAAGACCUCCUCCAAAUAAUGCUUCUGUUCCACCACCACAAAUGGUCCCCGGUGUAUUUAAUAUGCGACCUCCAACAAUGGUGCACUUCGAUUCAUCAGCUCCACCGCCAGGAUCCCAAUAGCUUAAGAAAUAUAGUUUUACGAACAUAUAAUUCGUAUUAUACAAUAAUUUAAGAAGGAAAAUGUCUUCUUUUAAACUUUAAUUAAAAAUAUGAAUUUUAAAUCUAAUCAAAUUUGCUUUAAUACGUAUGAUAAACCUCUACCACAAACUUCCCUAUACUAAUAAAUUUCCCAUGAACGUUCCCUUAAGGAACAGGUUAUUUCCCGCA